Molecule: messenger RNA, 9096 nt
Organism: Mobula hypostoma (lesser devil ray)
Lineage: Eukaryota; Metazoa; Chordata; Chondrichthyes; Myliobatiformes; Myliobatidae
Gene: cdk6
Product: cyclin dependent kinase 6
Exons: 8
Coding region: 915-1892 (325 amino acids)
Biological process (GO): protein phosphorylation; G1/S transition of mitotic cell cycle; regulation of gene expression
Cellular component (GO): nucleus; cytoplasm; cyclin-dependent protein kinase holoenzyme complex
Molecular function (GO): cyclin binding; ATP binding; cyclin-dependent protein serine/threonine kinase activity
Source: RefSeq, a predicted model, not a curated record
UUGUAGUUGAUCUAUGUGCUUAUUAAUUCUUCAGCUGGUAAUAUUUACUAAAUCAAUAUGUUCUAUUUUACAAAAUGAUUAUAGCCACAGCAUUUAUUUCAUGAGAUGCACAUCACAGUUUAUAUCGGUAAAACAUUGAAUCCUGUAAGUAACUCAAUUAUUACAGAUUUGUCCAUUCUUUUAGAAAUAAUAAUUGGUUGAGCUUACAAAGUUUCUCUGAAACUUAUAAAACAAGAGACACAAGAAAGAUACUGCCCAUUUUAAAUGUUCAUAGUGACUACAUGGAGGGACAUUUGUGUUUGUAGAUAAUUGCACAGACCUGUAUCUCUUCAUUCUCCACUCUGGGUUCUUCUGUCGUCACAUUGUUGUUAAAUUCUAGAAGCAGAAGAUCUGAACCUAAGGCUAACGGAAAAGAAAUCUCCAGCCUCCUUACCCCGUCUUGUUCAGGUAUUGUUUCAGAACAGAGUCGCAGAAAAGUUUGAUCACCGGCCUGCAGCUAUUUUGAUCAACUAUACUGAAAGACCUAAGGAAUUUCGGAUCUAAUUUACAUACGAUAUGCAUGUAUAUAAUAUGUAUAAAUCAUCAUGACACACGAAUAAGUAAUCUUUGAAGUUUUUUUUCUCUCGAAACAAACCAAUUCACGUUUCCUGGAACGAAACUGGUUUCUGUUUUCGGCAUUCAGUGAUGUUUUACCCAAGCUCCGGCCCCGCCUGAUCAGUUUGGCCUCAAUACUCCUAAAGAUCAGAAUGCUGGUGAGAAACGCACCAACUUCCACCCACCCAACUUUGAAUACAUGUGCAAGUGUUGGUAUACAGAAACGUGGUCUGCUUCCCUUUUAAGUAUUCUGGAUGUGAUCUGUCCGAAGAUCCACCCAGCUCGUUUCUCGUCUCUUGAGUGUCGGACAGCGGGGGACCAUGGACGCCAAGGAGGGCAGUUUCUCGGAGCGCUACGAGCCAGUGGCUGAGAUCGGGGAGGGAGCGUACGGCAAGGUUUACAAGGCCAGGGACAGGAAACACGAAGGUCGCUUCGUGGCUCUGAAGAAAGUCCGGGUGCAGACUGGGGAGGAGGGGAUGCCGCUCUCUACCAUCCGUGAGGUGGCCGUGCUCCGGCAGCUGGAGUCCUUUGAACAUCCCAACGUGGUCAGGUUGUUUGACGUUUGCACCGUGUCUCGGACAGACCGCGAGACUAAAUUGACUCUCGUCUUUGAACAUGUUGACCAAGAUCUGACUACGUAUCUGGAGAAAGCCCCAGAGCCAGGAGUUCCCCCGGAAACAAUAAAGGACAUGAUGUUCCAGCUGCUGCAAGGAUUAGACUUCCUACAUUCACACCGUGUAGUUCAUCGAGACCUGAAGCCCCAAAAUAUACUCGUAACCAGCAAUGGCCAAAUUAAGCUUGCGGACUUUGGCUUGGCUCGGAUCUAUAGUUUCCAGAUGGCUCUUACAUCUGUGGUUGUCACUUUGUGGUACCGAGCACCGGAAGUCUUGCUCCAGUCUAGUUAUGCAACGCCAGUUGACCUGUGGAGUGUUGGCUGUAUAUUUGCAGAGAUGUUCCGUCGACGUGUUCUCUUUCGUGGCAAUUCGGAUGUUGACCAGCUAGGAAAAAUCUUUGAUGUACUCGGUCUUCCCAGCGAGGAUGACUGGCCAACAGAUGUGGCCCUGCCAAAAAAUGCUUUUUCUACAAGAUCACCACAGCCCAUACAGGACUUAGUGCCAGAGAUAAACGAACCAGGGAAAGACCUGCUGCUGAAAUUCCUAACUUUUAAUCCAGAAAAGAGAAUAUCUGCUUUCAAUGCACUGUCCCACCAGUAUUUUAUGGACCACGAGAAACAUACUGAGAGUCAGAACGUGUCUCUAUCUCCUAACCAGCCUUCUUCUGAAGUGAACACAGCUUAACGUUCUCAAGAGUUUUGUUUUGUUCCUGAGAGGAUUACUUGACAAGUGAAAUGUUUUGCAAUACAGCAAUAUCUCCUCCAUAUGCUGCUUUUGAAACGUCUCUAACUUGUGCUUUCUUGACUUAAUGCCCCAUAGUAGUAUUUUUGAAACAAUGCAAGAACUGUUGCGGUUUCUGCCACCGUCCCUCACGUCUCCACCUUCACUUCUGGAUAAUCCUGGACAUAAUUAAAUGCUGCAAAUGUUACCUGAAUGUGGAAUGCUGCAACGGUGAACUGGAACACCAAAUACAAUCACUGCCAGACCUGCUAACUCUUUUAUGUACCCAGCUGCUAAGGCCAGGUUUCAACCAGUAAAUCAAAAUGUUGUUGAGUUUGCUAACUGACGAAUGUUUUUUGAACAAGUGAAAUGGACAACUUCAGCCACGGUUCCUGAUACUGUGAAUCUUCAAUAUCAACCAAAUUGGCAAGAAGUUGCAAAAUCCAUUGAAGGAGGUCGCUUUGUGGCAUUAUUGGGAAGAAGACAUUUUGGAAGUUAUUUUUUUUAAAAUGCAUCGCAUUUUCUUGAAAGAAAACUAUAAAAUUCAGGACUACUUUUCUGUUAUUGUUGCUUAUCAAUGGUAUUUUUUAAAUAAUUGUGUCAACAGAAGGGCGAUAUCUGCUAACAAAAAUUUAACUCCCUGGAGUUAUCAAAAUCUUAACACAUAUCAAAAUAUUUCUUUGCAAAGUGAGACAGCUUAUGUAUGGAAGAUGCUCUGCAAACUUACAGCAUUGCAACACUUCUCCUGUCUCGUGCUUACAAAACAUUAAGUGCCCAUUUAGAACACUUCUAGCACCAGGUGAUCAAUUGAAGGUGACCCAAUCUAUUUUCAAAUUAAUUCAUGAAGUUCAUUGAACUUGAAACAGGCUUGAUAUUCACCACCUUCAUAUAAAAACCUGCAGUUGAAGAAUUAAAAUUUUGUCUGUAAAUGUAUGAGUGUUUUUACCCAGUUCACACUGCCGGCAUAUCGAGUUUGCUUGUGGAAAACUGGAUACUGGAUGUGCAUCUUUCCAAGUGAAGCUGCAAACUUAUUAAUUAAUUGUUAAGUAGCAUCACUGUUUGCAAUGAUAAUUGCAACGUGAUAGAAUUGAAUGCCUAAUAUUUUCUUACUGUCACUCUAGUGGAGGGCAAACCUGUUUGUCGCAGAUUUGCGUUCUUCCAUUUUUAUGUACAUAUCUGGAGAGAAAGUAAAUUGUGAAAAUGAAGAUGCUGGAAGUACUCAGGAGAACAGUAAGCGUAUAUGAAAGGGGGACACAGUUUGAUAUCACCAGGAUGAUCUUGAAUCUGUUUCUCUCCCUACGUAUUGUCUAAUCUUCCAGAUAAUUCCAGCAUUACUGGGUUUAUACUGUGCCCCAGCAACUUGUUUUCAGAUUAGGAUAUCUCUGGUCUCAAAUUGUAGCAAAUAACUAUUUUUUUUUUAAGACAGACGUUGCUAUUUUAUCACUGAUGGAUAGCUUUAGUUGGGCUGCUGAUAGUACUUUGAAGAUAUAGACUUUGAGGGUAUAGCCCAUCAAACAUUCUUCCUCUUCCAAGGAUGAGGUCUCUCGAACCCUAAGCCCUUUGGUCUUUCUGUAGCUUUGGGUUUUUGCGGAAUGGGGUUGCUAGCCCUGUGCCCAACCCUCGUCUCCAGCCAGGUUUGGGACUGCCUCUGGCAGAGUCACAAACCAUGUGGAAGUGAAAUGGUGCAUAUAAUUAAGUUGCAUUUAUUAUCCUUGAAACCCCGCAGUUUACAUAAUUGUUGGUGAGAUUGGCUCAAAUGUUGUGGUCAGCGGUGAAGUGGAGCUUACUUUGAAAGAUACAACACCCUCUGUGGUCAGGAUUUCACCCUGCCCAAUGGCAGUACAGCCAGGCACCAUCUUGUAGGGGUGUCUACCAUUCGACACCAGUAAUGUGUUCACGCCAUCACACCAACGGUGAUAUUAACAUUUAGAUAAUUUAGAAACUGAAAUAUCUGAAAUAGACUACUUAGAAAGAAAAUAAUUUUUAAAAUUAUUUUUCAAAGUAUGAAAUAUUAAAAUAAUUAACUGGGAAGGGAGUGACAAUCCAGAGAAAAUACACUUUUGAUCCACAGAAAAAGAUGGGCUUUUUUUUAAGCGGCUGAAUGCAUGUUUAAUGACCGUGCUGCUCUUUGAGCAACAGAGUUUUUAAUUUUUCCACGUUUUUUGUUAAGGUGUCAGUGGUUGGAAAGUGUCUGAAAAUUUCACCGAUUUACUGAUUUCUAUGAAUUAUACCAAUUAGGCCCUUUACAGAAACAGCGGAUCACUGACAGCUAGAUCAGAAUUUCCUCAUUUCAUUGUACGUGUGCCUAUUCCAGAAAUUUCAGAGGGAUUCCCUCCAUUAUAAUGGUGAACUAUAAAACCACACACUUUUUUCAUUGCAAACACCAGACUGAUACUCGGUAACGCAAUUUGUUAUUACAAGGGAACUAUAUAUAAUCACAUUGUAUGAUUAGUUACGGUGCUUUAGUGACAGAUAAAAUAGAUGUGAUAUUGACUGAAAUAUAUUUAGGAUAGAGUUCAGUAUCGAUGAAGUAACAUCUCUCUGACUUAAGUAAGUGUGUGUGUGUAUAUAUAUAUAUAUAUAUAUGUGUGUGUGUAUAUAUAUCCAUACAACUGAAAAUCAUUCACCAAUAUGUAAACAUUUUCCACAAAAUACAUCUGUCUUAAAAGUAUUAAGUUAAUGUCCUACCCUUUCGGACAUGCUGUUUGUAAACAAUGUCUAUGCGAUACAUUUCCAAUUGGACCGGGGCUCCCGACCGUUUUCAAUGCCAUGGUUCGAAACCUUCCAGCAAGGGUCCGUGGAUCCCAGGUGCUUGGGAACCCUGGUUUUAGAGAAUUUUUUUUUAAUAUUUCAAGACAGCCCUCAGGCUGAGGUAGAUUUUUAGUUUCAAAAACUUCAUAUUUGUGCAUUUUGGAUGUAAUUUGAUUUAAAAUAAAAUGAUCGCCAUAUUUUGGUGUCUCUAGCAGUGACCAGAAUUGGAGAGACAGAGAGUUCAACAAAAAGAGACAAGCAGAUAAUAAACCAUCACUUGUUUAAGUAACAGUAGUGUGCUCUUUCUUUUAAAAGUUUAUGUUUAUACAAUUAUACUUUGAAUUGGGAAUAAUGCAACAAAAUGCAAGUUGAAACUAUUAUUUCUAAGGCUUGUGAAGUUUGAUAUUUCCGUGCUGUGCGAAACUCUCCGUGGUGAUUCUCCUAGCUGUACUUCAGCCAUUACAACUUCUGUGAAACAUUUAUGUUAAUUCAUUUAAGAUCAAUGUUAGGUGAAACUGAAGUGUAAAGCUGUUGUUUUGGUUUUUUUUCCUCUCUCCAAUAGGUGAUAUUUCCAAAAUGUUAAAGGCAAGGAGCAGUAUAUAUAUGAAAGCCAAUUUAUUCUAGAAACAAGAGCCAGAAAGAUUAGUUAGAGCUGUUCAUUUUUUAUCUCACAGCUAAGGACCCACUUGGUUAAAAUAAUAAGAGUUGUUUUCCUUGUCUGUUAAAUCUCGGACUAACAGGAAAACACAAUUAAUGAUCAAACUUUCAGAAGUACGAUGUGCAGCGCCACACACCAUUUGUUAUUUAGGACUGAGAAAAAGACAAAGAGGGAAUGUGAGAGAAGAAAAGCGCGAAGGGGCGUUUAAACAAAACAAGGUGUAUGAACAGGAAAGGUGCAGAAAUUGUGUGAGAGCUGAAAAUUUAUUAUCAAUACACGUAAAUAAUACCUUGAGAUUCAUUUGUGUGGAAAUGAGAAUUAAGUCCUUAGGCAUUACAGGAACCAAUGAGUUCAAGGCAUCUGGGGAAAAAGUGAAUGAUGGUCGUUAAUGACAAUGGCAGAACUGGCAGACAGAAACUGAUAAAUAAUGCAAAUUCCAUUUGCAAAAAAAGAAGAAUGGUUAACAUUUUUAAAUUCAACAUUACCAAAGGAAGAAUAUUUUAAAUUAUGCAAUGGGGUGUUUGAAGUUGUUUGAUAAUAUCCAGGUCUAGAUUUUGUACUUUACAAAACUAAAAGUCGAUUAAACUAUUGGACAUUACUGUUUAAUUGAACUUAGUGAAGUGAGCCAAGAUAUGAUCUGAACUGUAAUUGUUCAUGGUAAUGCAUCAUAGCUCUGUGUGUUUCUGUUUGAGUGGGCUGCAAUAUAAGAUUAAGGACAGAAAGUUUGACAAGGGUUCGAAUUGGAAGUGUUGCAUUGUGUGCUACUCUCAUGAUUAAUAAAUCGAGCCUUCAAAUAAUUUUACCAGAUGGUUCAAUGGUGCUGUAAGAGUAGUUGAAACAUUUCAAUCACGGUGUGAGGCCCUGCAGUUAAAAUCUCUUUCCCUGGAUUGGAAAAGCAGGAAAUUUGCUAGAAUUCUGCUUAUCAAAAUCAUCACAUUACCAACAAAAUUAUAAACACAGUAAAGCUGCUUAGACUUGGUGCAAGCAUUUAAAGAGAUAAUGCACGGCCACCAAGGAAAUCUCAUUAGGUGUCCGCAUCUUAUUAUCAUCUCGUGAUAAUAAGCAUAGACUUUAGAUUUUCAAUCAAAACUACACCAGAUCUAGGGCAAUAUCACUGCAUUUAAAUGUCUUUCUUUACUCUAUCCUCCAGACUGCUAUGUAUUACAUGUUAAAUUCAUAAGAACAGCCAUAUGCUAUUGUCCAGGCUGCCGUGCAUUUGCUCAGCAAGUUAGGCAACAGAACUGAUGAUGGAGAGGAGUAAACAGUCCACGUUUAGAGCUGAGACCCUUCAUUCAUGUGCCCUGAUGGGGGGAUGGUUCUUGGCUCAAAAUGUGCACUGUUUAUACCUCUCUGUAGAUGCUGCCUGGCCUGCCGAGCUCCUCCAGCAUUUUGUGCCUUCCGCAGGGUUUCCAGUGUUGCAAAAUUCAUGUGUGAACAGUUGUCGCUGCCUGUGCACACUAAAAAUGAACUGCUGGUGUUUCUGCUGUUUACUGGUAUCAAACUUGGGCAUAAAUCAGGUUCUCCCAAUAAAGAUAACUCCGUCCAAAGCCAACCCCGCCAUAAAAUGGGCUAUUUAUGUAUCAUAAUCGCACUGAUUGCGGUCAGAAUUACUGCCAAACUGCACCCAUUUACAGCUGUUAGAUAGAUUAGUUAAUAAAUAAUUUUUUUGUGGGACUGUGUGGUAUCAUCAUGGUUAGCAUAAUGCUUAACCUCCCCAUGACAACCUGGAUAGAGAGCCGUCUUAAAGCAAGUUCUUAUUUAAAUUACAUUGUUCCAUAUAUUUAUUCAAACCUUUUUAUUUGUGAUCUUUGGGGCAUUGCUAAGACCAUCAAGAAACAUCAGUCUAACAGUUUACAAGGGUAUGUUACCUGAAGUCAAGGAAUGCUUUGACGAUUUGCUACUUGAGUGGUACCUGGUUAGUUAGAAAGGAUGAAGUCCGCCGCGUGUUUAUUGUACAACUUCUAGAGUGUUGCAGAGUACAUAACAUUCAGAGCCGCCUUUGUUUGCGUAGAUAACGUAAGGUUGCAACAAGAGUUCUCCUAGUUAAACCUACAAUGGCAGUUUAUACUUUUUAUACGUUACUGUUUUAGUGACAAAUUGAUUUGUUGUAAUAUGCCAUAACAUAUAGUUUACCUUGGGCUCAAAUUGAUCACUCUGUUAGAAACUUUACGAAAAGCACGUUCACGUCUGCAGAUUGUAACACACGUGUGCACACGCACUUGGAGGAGCCCAGUAAACCAGGCACCAUUUAUGGAGGGAAAGAACUGUUAGAGCCGUGACCCCUCAUCACAUGGAUACUGUACCUGGUCAUGCUGAAGGGCCUCAGCCGAAAUUUGACUGUUUAUCCCUCUCUAAAGCCUGACCUGCUGUGUUCCUCCGGCAUUUUGUCUGUCUUACUGUGGAUUUCCCUUAGUGACUUCCCUCAACAGCUUGCUUAUUUUUUUUAUUUAUGAGCCUGUAGAUAUUUUGUUUCACCCCUUAGUUCAUGCAGUUUGUAGUGAUACAACUUGAGCAUUAAAGCUGAAAUGUUCUGUGACGUACUAAAUCUUAAAGGUAAUCUGGAGUUGGUUAACCUGACCAAAUAUUACUGCACUUCAGAUUUUACAUGUGUAUUCAACCAGCUUUCAUGUAAGAUACAUUUUCUUCUGGAUACCUCAUCUACAUAUGCAUACAGUGGGUCCCUGUAAGAUUUCCACAUGAACUUUGAAUUUUAUUGCUAACAUAAUCCUGCAGGAUAAGGAUCUUCUGUCUACAUUUAGUCAAUUACAACAGAUUUUUUCUGAAAGCCAAUGGACCGAAGAAAACCAUGAACCAUGUUGAAAGGUCACAGUACAAUUAUUAUCAAAGUAUGGACAGUUAUACCACCUUGCUCACCUACUUACAGACAGCUACAAAGCAAAGAAACACAAUAGAACCACAAAAACCCCACACAACGAUGACUGUGCACAUAAUAAUCAAUAAUCCCUUAAGUGUACCAGCAUAGAAACAAAUUAUAAGGGUGAAGAUAAAGUAGAAUCUUGGCUCUUUGCUGCUUGAUGUAUAAGCUGCUCAUGUUUAGUAACGUUUUGUAAGUAGUUCAAUAUAGUUUAUGGGCUGAAAGGCCAACGUGUCUGAUGGGAUGGUAACCAGCACUGCCCUCCCGUACUGGCAUCUUCGAAAAAUCUGCGGUCAGUGCGAAGAAACUUCACAUUCCUAGAGCAGACAGGAGAAGAUUCUUAGGGUGAACUAAUGAGAUGCUGUCUUGAUUCAUGCCUAAAUAAAUUCCUACGUGCUUCUCCAACUCCGAUCGUGUAUACUUGUGAAGUCUUGUCCUAUUUUAUGUGACUUUUUAAACCAAUUGUGUUUUUUAUGUCCAUACCUGUGUAUGAACACAUUUCCAUCAUACAAUUUAAAUUAAAUUGCAACAGUUAGCCUCUUAAAAUUUUAUUUUGCAUCGAAUAAUAUUUAUAGGUGUAGGUACCUGUGUGACUGGUUUCGUUGCCUUAGUUUGAUGCCAAAAAAAUUUUUAGAUUAAAAAUGUUUUCAUAUUUAUAAUAAUUAGUUGUCAUUGCUUUCUACGUAGAGCAUUCCUGAUUCAUGUUUGCUGCUAAUGUUAUGCCUUGCCAGGGUCUACUGUUUAGAAAGUGUUAAACUAGGGAACACAUUGGCGAGAUUUCACCAAUGCUGGUGUUGCUUGUGUUAGGUGGAGUUUUACUGUCUGCAUUUUGUGUUUUAUUUUAGCUUGAACUGUUCUUAGCCACAAUGUCUUUACAUUUUGGA